ACUCGGCGCAUUCGGUAGGGAUCGGCCGUGGGUCGAUCUGGCGCUGCUGGUGUCCAGCCGUCUGGAUUGGUGCAAUCGAUUUAAUGCAAUAUUUGAUGGAAUUGAUCAAGACCUGUGGAACACAGUUACGGAAUUACGUCGAGUGUCCUGGAACGGAAAAGGGUGCAGUCCACAAAGUGCAAUGAAACUGAGCUUCUAAAUGCAGAAAGAAUCGGAUCACGUGAAGUUAGUAGAGUUUUCAUGUUUGUGUAAAUAAUCAGCUGGGUGAAGUAGGAACGAGUCUGGAAGGAAGAUCCUCUCCGUGUCGUUUUUAAAGUGCGUCUUUAAAGUUAUCAAAUAUGUAGAAAUCAAUUGAAGUCAUCUCGUCCGAAAGGUGCCAGAUAUUCUCUAGAGUAAAGUGCGUUUUGUGUGAUCUUGUCAACUGUCGUGACGCGUUUGUAAAUCAAUGAUAACACAAAGGCAAAUUUUAGUUUAUUUGGUCGCGCUGAGAAAAAUUAGUUGUACGAUGAAGGCCAGCGUGAAAUAAAGUGCUCGUUAUGACGACGGCUCAGCGUUCUUCAUAGGUCAAAGUAGAUUGGCCUUACUGACGAAAGCCUACACGUAAAGCCCAGACACUGCAACACGAACGUAUUUACCCGUGUCUGUUUAGCAGCCAUCAUUAUAUUAUCAUCGAUGAAUAGAACGAAUUGUGCGAACAGGAUUGAAUCGCUUAAUUAGCUAAAUGGUCUCCGGGGUAUCAAACGAGUGUGGGUUAGUUGCGGUUGGGGAGAACGAAAGCUUAGUGGAAACCAGAACAUAAAGUGAAGUUGGAACACACAGUUGGCAAUUAGCGACUAUUAAUAAAAUUUGAGUCACCGCUGAAGGCACGGUGACCGAAAAAAGGGCAUAGACGGUGAAGAUGAGUGCUUCACUAGUGGAAGGCUAUCCUAAAGACGCAGGGCCACCACCUCCGCCCAUGGCUUCUUUGGGCACUCUCGGAUCUCACAGUGGAUACUUCGCGCAUCCUGGAGGACACCCAGCCCCUCACGGAAUGACACACUAUCAUCAGGGCAGGCCAAGCAAUAUGGCCGAUUUCCAAGAUAUGUGGCAAGACAUCGAAAGCGUAUUGCUUGGGGACGGCGGCCAGUCGACCCAUGAAGCUCGACAGCAGCGGCUUGCCGCUCAGCAAAACCUUCGCAAUAUGCUUAGCUCGUAUAAUCAAGGUUCAGUAUCGGAACGUGUCGUCUAUGCAACGCCAACCUCAUCGUCGAACAGCAUUCACUCACCCUCGUCCGACAAAAACAUCAAAAUUGAGUUCUUCACCGCGACACAUCCGCCCCAUCCCGAACCUGCACACCCUCAACCACCGGGACCUCCUGAAGCGUUGGCCUACCCGACUUCAGCACCAUACCCUCAUCGGUAUCAUCAUACCCAUCAUUCGCAUGGGAUAGUCCAACCACCUCAGCAUCACACAGCGGCUCACCUACCAACAACGUUGGAAUCACACCAUCUUGAUCAUCAUCACCCCGAAUCCAACGGUAGCGUGAAGUCUGAACCUGAUCGAAGUUCCUCAGUGGCGCUAGCAGCAGCAACCGCAGCAGGAACAGCUGCUGGCCCAAGAGCAUACCACCACUCACCGAGUCCGACCAGUCCCGAUUAUUACCAGCACCAAUGGGGCUUUUAUAGUGGGCCAUCGGACGAAUCUACAGCGAAUCCCGACCAGCAUCCAAGUGGAAGCGGGGGCGGAAAUAAUUCUUACCCGUUAGUUCAUGGCCUGAAUCGAUUCUACCGACCGCAACGACCUUAUGCCCCAGUUGGGGGACGAAUCCCUUCACCACAUCUUCGGCAGGACAUACCGCAGACGAUUAUUCCCGAUCAGCUCGAGCCACCGUUGUACGGCAUGGCGCACAUGUCCAUGGGAGCUAUGGGUCCUAUCGGGGCAUUACCUGGUUCGCCAAAGGUUACAGGAAAACGGGGUCGAAGAAGUCGGAACGGCCCCAAAAAGAUCACCAUCCAUACAUGUAGCUAUCAAGGUUGCAUGAAGACAUACUCGAAAAGUUCUCACCUCAAGGCGCACCUUCGUACUCACACCGGCGAAAAACCGUACAUGUGCAAUUGGAAGGGCUGCGGUUGGAAGUUUGCUCGCUCGGACGAGCUGACCCGACAUUACCGAAAGCACACAGGAGAUCGGCCAUUUCAGUGUCGGCUCUGUGAACGGGCCUUUUCGAGAUCAGACCAUUUGUCUUUGCAUAUGAAGCGACACACGGAAAUGAUGUGAUUGCACAAAAUUAUUAUACAACGCAGCAAAUCCAGUAGAGAUCAGUCGCCAUCGAGGAUUAUUCCAAGCUGGCGGCUGCUAGGCCUUUGACAACAUCGCUGUGUAUAUAUAGCGGGAGGUCGUGUCGAUCGGUUCGGGUGGCGUCUACAGCCUUUCAUGGAAACGAUGCUAAAUGCGUCAUACAACUCUGAAAAAGGUUCGCCAGCUGAGAACAUGGAAGGUGUAGAACGGUGGAGCAGCUAUCGAUCUAGUUGAAGUCUCGUCCAUCGCGUUCCUACUGUUCUCCGCUACUUGUCAGCGCCUCCCGUCUGCCGAUUGCAUUAUCGUAGAGGGAAGUCUUCACGCUCCUUUUCUUCUCUUGACCGCAGACACAGACAAACGUAAAACAGCAAAAAUGCUCGAAACGGAGAUAAAUGGCAAGGCCGGUUCGGAUCGUUCUUCUUCAAAGUCGAGAAGAUCAUUACAGAAGCAGCGGACCCUGGGCCAGUUAACGGAAGAGCCAACGGGAUCGACCAGUACACACAUGUGUACUUAUCGUGAGGUUCCCAAAGCACCAAGAAGCAAACAAAGCAUACAGCUAACGAAUGUGUCCACGAGGCAAAACAAGAUAGACCUUUGUUUACGUCACCUUAUGAUUUCGACGAAUUCAUCUCAAUACCUGAUGCUAAUUUAUUAAAUCUCGAGAAGAGUAUGGAGAUUUGAAUCUAUUUGAAUUGUUUCUCCAUCUAUUCACACCGUAUAUUUCGUUGGCUGUAAAUACGCUAGGAUAUAAAUAUGUGGUAUAUGCAAAUGAGAUAAGAUGAAGUAGGUAACGGCCUUAAUUAAAAAGUAAAAAAAAUAAGGCUUG
Molecule: messenger RNA, 3104 nt
Organism: Varroa destructor (honeybee mite)
Lineage: Eukaryota; Metazoa; Arthropoda; Arachnida; Mesostigmata; Varroidae
Biological process (GO): regulation of transcription by RNA polymerase II
Molecular function (GO): RNA polymerase II cis-regulatory region sequence-specific DNA binding; DNA-binding transcription factor activity, RNA polymerase II-specific
Source: RefSeq, a predicted model, not a curated record